AUGUUCUCUGCAAAUUCUGCUGCGAAGUCAGGACUCGUGUCGGCGGCCUUGGUGUUUGCAGACUCUUCUGUGAUGGAAGAGCCUGUGAGGAUCAAGGAACGAAAGAUUUGUCGGGCGGUUUCCUGGUUCGCCAACGCAAACGCGACCUCCAUAUCCACUCUCCCGGGUCUGGUGAUAGCGGGGUCAAGUUCGCUGCGAUGGCUGGUCAAACCAGAGUCCGAGCAAAAGUCCAAGGAAGAUGCCAAAGGCGAAGUUAAGAAGGAUGCCGCCGAAGAUAAGCCUACAGACAAACCUGUCCCUACUCCCUCGCCGCCAGCGCAAAAGCUUUACGAUUCAGAUGGCGAUUCCUCCGACUCGCCCAUCGAAGACUGGGACGAGUUGUACAGUGAUGACGACAUGGUCAGAAAGCUACGCCUCACCUCUGCAGAUCCGCCCAAAAGACACGACGAGCGUUACGAAUCAGAGGAAGAGGGUUUGCCUGAUCCUUAG
Messenger RNA from Colletotrichum abscissum, 489 nucleotides. Its product is annotated as calpain family cysteine protease. The transcript has a single exon. Bases 1 to 489 code for a protein of 162 amino acids. Lineage: Eukaryota; Fungi; Ascomycota; Sordariomycetes; Glomerellales; Glomerellaceae. The record is from RefSeq and is a predicted model, not a curated record.